GAAUCCAAAGCAGACCGCUCUCCUUCCUCCACCCAGAGAGGGUCAAGCAAUAGAAAGACAAUGGCAGGACUGAGACUCCCAAUGGGAGGUAGGUUGCUAGGAAGUGGUGCUGUCCAACCUAGGAUGGAAUGAGUGAGGUCCCAUCCCUAUUCCUUCUCUGUUGCUGGGACCGAGGACACCUCUGGGUUAUCCUUCCCGUAAGCUCCAAGGCAGGACAGUUCAUUGGACAGAAAUAGAAAGCUACGCCUACUUGAAGUCGAGGGGGAUAACCCCACCCAGUUCUUUUCUGUCCUCGAAAGCUCCAGGCAGCGACUUUUUCCUUCUCUCAUGUCUUUGCUAAUUCUAAUUGUUUCCUUAAUGACUGCUCCUUUCUGAUUCCCUUGUCAUCUUACCUUGAAUAUGUUAUAACUUUAAAACAAACAAACAAACAAACAAACACCCUACUUUUGUCUUUCUUCUGCUGGUCCCUCUGUUUUCCCUUACUCCCCUCCCUCGCUGCAUGUGGUGAUCAGGGCAAUUAACAGACUACAGUGUUCGCCUUCCGAAGGGGAGAGGCCCCCACACUGACUUUCCAGGGGGGCCACAUUCAGUGAAAGCACAGUUGUUGGCCACGGCCGCCUCCGGGCUGUCCGUGCGCCUGACUUCGCUGCGUUGUUCCCAGUCGGCCACGGCCGCCUCCGGGCCGUUUGUGUGCCUGACCCUGGAUGUGGAGAGUUCCUCAGCCCCAGAUAUGGCCACCUGCGGGCCGCUCGUACUGGCUUUAUCUCCACCCCCUUCACAAGCAUCGGCAAUUCAGGAGGUCCGGGAAUCAGGCCGCCCACUGAGACUGUGCCUCACUCGCUCCUCGUGGGCCCAGCACCAACGUUAUGAACAAACUGUGGAGAAUUGUGAGUCCCCUGGGCAGUGGCUUUUCCUAGUUGGAGGAACUUCUGGACCAAUUGUUCAUCCGGUUGAAGGACAGAGUUCCACAUGGACAAGACAUAGCCUUGCUAGCCUUCCCCGUCUUGGCAGUAGAUCAUCUUGAGGAGGUGGUGCUAUACCUCCUCAAACACCCUUUCAGCAAGUGCCAGGAGCACUGGCAGGCAAUAUUCAAUGCCACAGCCAGAUACUCUGACCACAGCCGGACACUCGAUGAGGUGGCAAAAUGGAUGCCGGAGUGCAGCAGAGUUGUGAUAUUCAUGAUAAACCUGAAACGUCGGAAAGACAGGCGGGAUCGAAUGUUGCGAACCUUGCACGAGCAGGAAAUUGCUGUCAAGCUGGUAGAAGCUGUGGAUGGAAAAGUUUUUUCUUGAGAUAUGUCUUCUAGUGCAUACACUGAGUCUGAUGAAUUUGAUGAGGACCUCAUGUCCGCUAGCAGCAUGGGAGAAGAAGAGGCGGCUGCUCUUAUGAGAGACCUGGAGCAGUCCGUCAGUUUUUCCAUAGGUAUCCUCCCAGAAGGUUUGAGCGAGGAAAAGCUGGUAAUUGAACUCGCUUCUGUCCUCCUCGGCCUGACGAGUGAAGACCCAGAGAUCAAAUUGAAGGCUCUCCAGAACUUCUUCAGGAACCUCACAGGGGUCAAGGCUGAUACAACUGCACAGCUGCCUGAUGAGCUAACUGGGCGUUUGGUGGCAAUGACUUGCCUCUGUGCAUUAGAGGACAACAAAGAGAUCAGGCAGAUGGCGGCAGAAGACUUGUGCGAGCUCCUGCCCAUCCUGCGUCGUGGCGAACAGAGGCUGAUGUAUACACCUUGGGGCAAGGACAUGGUGAAACGAGCUCUCUCUGUCCUGGGACCAACUACUGAACCCAACCCUUCUUUCUUCAGUGGCAACUGCUACAACCUUGCAAUGGUCUUCAGUGGAUUCCUCUCCUCUGAGCAGCUCCUGGAGGUCAUGCACUUCUUGGGAGGGGAUCUGACCACUGAAGGCUCAUUUGACCUCGUAAACAUAUUCCACCUGCUGCGCGAGUUCAUAAAGCAGUUCAGCAGCAAGUCGAUGUGGUUGGAGGAACUUCUGGACCAAUUGUUCAUCCGGUUAAAGGACAGAGUCCCACAUGGACAAGACGUAGCCUUGCUAGCCUUCCCCAUCUUGGCAGUAGAUCAUCUUGAGGAGGUGGUGCUAUACCUCCUCAAACACCCUUUCAGCAAGUGCCAGGAGUACUGGCAGGCAAUAUUCAAUGCUGCUGACCACAGCCAGAUACUUGUUGAGGUGGCAAAAUGGAUGCCGGAGUGCAGCAGAGUUGCGACUCGUGCAGUCCAGGUCCUUAACUUAUUCCUUAAGUCUAAUGACAAGCAAGCCAUGAAGGAGAGGUUUCCACACCUCUUACUUGCUCUGCUGCAACAUAUCUAUGCACGGCUGGAGGAGAAUCUGGGUGUGAUAGAGAGCCUGGAAACUCUGUACCUCCUCCUUAGAACUGUUGGCAUAGAGGAGGAGAGUCUGGGGGAAUACCUGGAGCACUUUGGCAGGCCAGAAGGCUUCAGCUAUGGACUGUCCAUUUUGGUGAGCAUACUCAUCGCUAAAGGUUCCUGGUCAACCCCAGCUUUGGCACAUUAUAUUGGAGCUCUUUUUGAAGGCAAACAAAAAACUCGCCUGCUUGAAAUAGCACUGGACAUCUACCUUGAGCUGUUCAUAAACCAGCACAUCGUGGAGGCCAACCAGGAGACGGUGGAUUUCAUCUUCAACUGUCUUGGCCAUGACAACGCUCAAGUACGGAAGCUAAGCCUCCAGGGGAUCGCUCUUCUGCUCAAUUCAGAAGUGGACCCUUGGACUAUAUCGGUGGCUCUCUUAAGCUCACUGGGAAUGGCAUGCAAGCCAGAUGUCAUUCCCGAGCUAAUGAUGCUGGUGGAAAUUGCCCUCCACAGUGUCAGUGGAGAGAGAGGAGAGGCCUAUAUGAGGAAGCUGGCAUCCGUCUACUGUGGCUACAUUGCCCACGAGAAAGCCAUGGUUCGAGCAGCAGCCAUUGAACAUCUUGGGAUGCUUCGGGCCAGGUUUGGGGAGCAAUGGCCUCCAUGUAUACCUGAGGAAGGCCUGUAUGAGCUUGUGAAUGUUUUGAUUCACUUGGAGGAUGAGGAUGAGGUGGCUGAGGCAACAAAGGCCACUCUGAAACAGCUGGUCCCAGAGGUGAGGUGGCGGGUAGACCCCAAAACCUAUAGCCUCCAUCGUGUGCUCCAUCAGGCGGCCAAAUAUGUGACAAAAAAGUACAAGAAGGAUCUGGUGCGUGGUGCUGCCUUCGGCUGCAUGCUUCCUUCCUCCAACAAUCUGCCAGCAGUCUCAAGGGUGGCAGCACUCUUUGUCGGACACCUUGCUCACAAGGAUGCAACCUUCAUCACGUUGGAGGAUAUGGGCUCUUACUGUACAUGGCUUGAAGGGAUGGCCGAGCAUAAUGAUGAAGAGGUGCGGCGUGCAGGAGAAAGCACCAUUUGUGUCAUGCAAAAAGCCGUUAAUGACCAUACUAAAGGGAGAGUCCACACACUAAAGAAAAGGUUUAUCCGGCAUGUGAAAAAAGAAAGAUGCCCCAAAGACUUCAAACACUCAGUGCCUGCUCGAAAAUCAUCAAAGUCAUCAUCCAAAGCUGUAAAAUCCAAAGCUGUAAGAGUGAUUUCGGAGGAGGAUGGCAGUGGGGUAGACAAUGCAGUGACAACAGUAGCUACCACAACUACCACAACUUCUACUACAAGUCAACCUUCUAGUACAACAAGGCAGCCUUCUACUACAACCACGACAAAGCAGGCUUCUACUACAGUUACAAGGAAACAGCCUUCUACUACAACCACAGUGAAGAAACCUUCCACCACAACAAGGCAGUCUUCUACUAUGACCACCAUAAAGCAAACUCCUACUACAACCAAAGCUGUGGCAACUCCUAGUAUGACUGCAAUGCAGCUGCCUUCUACUGCUGUUACAACGUCAGCUUCUACUAUGACUACAACAAGGCUGCCUUCAACUAUGACCACAACAAGAGAGCCUUCUACAACUGCAAAUCAACCUGACACGGAGCGUACAACCAAAGGAAAUAAAAGUAUUGAAUCAACUUCUUUGAAGACCAUAUUAUCCAAACCCCUUCUCCCCAAUCCAAAAAAGUAA
Messenger RNA from Hemicordylus capensis (graceful crag lizard), 4058 nucleotides. RefSeq lists its product as uncharacterized. The transcript is spliced from 23 exons. Gene Ontology annotation, cellular component: cytoplasm. Bases 1296 to 4058 code for a protein of 920 amino acids. The record is from RefSeq and is a predicted model, not a curated record. Lineage: Eukaryota; Metazoa; Chordata; Lepidosauria; Squamata; Cordylidae.